AUGAAGUUAAGCGAUCUGCGAGCUCGUGACUGCGACUGCGACGUGUGCUGCGACACGAAGCCUGAAAAAAAGAACGUACAACGAGCACCAUGGACGGAGCAGGAGACUUUUGCAUUGAUUAGGGUGUGGGAGGACCACCUGGGAGAUCUGCGUCGCACGAAGCGGAAUGCUAAGGUGUUCGUCGCCAUUGCUGAACAAUUGUGUGCGAUAGGCUUCAAAAGGAAGCAACACGAUUUCGUGGGAAACGACGCAUGGCUUGCACACGAUAUUACCUUCUAUUGCUACUGUCAAUGCUUCGUGACCCGAGAGCGUUUUAGCCGGAAGAAGACAACAGGUGCAGGGGGGAUAAGGUGGAGAUUCUACUGGAACCUGCAACGUUUCCUGGGCUCCUUACCUGCAAACGAUGCCAGUCCCAUGGAGGAGUCCGUAUGUAGCGGAGGUGACACCGUUGAGCAUGUUUUUCAAGAAAUGGUCAGCGGGAACUCAAGCGAGGACGGAGAGCGGUCCCCUCAAGAUGGUCUCACCAGUGAGCCUGCAUCACCUGGAUCGCAAGCCCCAGCUGAAGAGUUUCCAAACUCAUCACCCUCUACACCCACCCCAAGACAGAAAGCAGCGGAGAGGCCAGCAAAGCCAAAGAAGCAUCAGGCUUUACACGCAACCUUCUUGGCGCAGCUGCUCGAAGAACAGCGGCAGCUGCGUUAUUCGCAGGAAAAAUCUCGCGAAAAAGAACUGGCUAUACGCGAACGGCAGCUAAAGCUGCUAGAGCGUGCAGCAGAGAGGGAAGAUCGUUUGAUCGACGUCCUCACUCAACUUCAGACGAAAUAAAGCAAAAGCCUCACAGCUUCA
Ixodes scapularis (black-legged tick) is the source of this 846-nucleotide messenger RNA. RefSeq names its product myb/SANT-like DNA-binding domain-containing protein 1. Gene Ontology annotation, biological process: positive regulation of DNA-templated transcription. Lineage: Eukaryota; Metazoa; Arthropoda; Arachnida; Ixodida; Ixodidae. The record is from RefSeq and is a predicted model, not a curated record. Gene Ontology annotation, cellular component: nuclear body. The coding region runs from base 1 to 825 and encodes 274 amino acids. The transcript is spliced from 5 exons.